Molecule: messenger RNA, 33668 nt
Organism: Pelobates cultripes (western spadefoot toad)
Lineage: Eukaryota; Metazoa; Chordata; Amphibia; Anura; Pelobatidae
Source: the annotation of a GenBank genome assembly
AUGGAUUGCCCCUCAGGCGCCAGCACUCUUCCUCUCAAGCGACCACAAGCGGCGGAGGAGGCCCCCGAACAAACGCCUGCACAGCCCCAGCAAAGCCUCACAUCACACAGACAAGAUGGUAACCAAGCUCUAGCGACGGCUCACAACCGGAAUUGUACAGCCGUUGCACAGGAGAUAACCCCUACACAGAAAGCCUCGGACGGCUCACAGACCUUUACUGAAAGCCUGCCGACCUCUGGUAUCGGGUAAAUGGGGACACUAGCAACAAAAUGGCAGUCUGAUAUGCCACUGUGCAUGGUCAAAUGAAUAACUAGCACCCCUAGUACGGUUCAUGCCAACCUACCAAAUAUUGCGUACACAGGAACACCCAAAUUGACUUUGUAGUCACUGUUACUGAACCUUGUUUAUUGCAUAUUUUAAAUGUGUACAAUUGAAAAAGUUUGCAUUGUGAUGCGUUAGGCGCUAUAAGUUCUCUAUCCUUCUGCUUAUUCUAACUGAAAUGUCUGAGCUUACAGGUAUGUCUGUCGCUCUGCUGCUCCCUGGUGGAUAAACUUAAUUAAGCUUAUAAAAAUCUGUUAUUAACAACGACCUUAACACGUGUCUUAACGACAAAAAGCAGCUCACUAUUUUGUUUUUCACAACGUUUGCCCAGCAUGAAUGCCGACUUAGAUAUGUUGAGCGACAGUUAUCUUGAUGCAUUUUACUUAAUCUCACGCUGAUGACGCAACUGUUUAACCAAACUUGUUAAAAUUUAAAAAAAAUGUGCAGACUCUCAUGCCACUGUUAUACCAAUGUAUAUUUUCCAUUACGCUGUUGUGGCGUCUGUUGAUUCCUUGUACCUACCUGCACAGCAAAAAUAAAGAAUUAAAAAAAAAAAAAAACAGCCCUGACUCUGACCAACCACUGAUUCAGAUACGUUACAAUUGUUUCCGAUUUUUAGAUUUUUUCAGAUUUUCUGAUUUUUUGAUAGAUAGUACACUGAGCUAGCUGUUUAAAGGCUAUACAAAGCUGUAUCCUGGCACUAUUGCUCCUCCUGUCCCCUCCCCCCCACCCCCCCACCCCCCCACUGCCCCCUCUCACAUUUCUCCCUCCUUCCUGGUAAAUAAAUACCUUACCUGAUCCAAGCUCAGAUGUCUCUCUGCCCUGGGUCAAAGCUCAACCACUCCAACAUCCUGUGACGAGCGGGCUCUAAUGCGGUGGGGGCCGCAUUCGCAUUAGAUGGAUGGGGAAAAAAUUGACCCUGGAUGUCCUCAUGCAGACCGUAAUGACGUCCAGCGUCAGAUACCGGACCAAAGAGUGCGUUUCAAUUCAGGAAGCCCUCUCGUGUAGUUUCCCUGGAACUACAAUGUUUUACAUUGCAGCAAAAGGGACACAGCACCCAGACCUCUUCAAUGAGUUGAAGUGGUCUGGGUGCCUACAAUGUCCCUUUAAAUUAGCAGUAGCAAACUGUAUCCAUGUUGAAAUCAUUUAAUGCAGUGUUGAGUACUGUAUUUGCUCAGUAUAUUUGCACACAUGCACCGCCUCGCUCCUUAGCUUUUGAAACACUUUGUAUACACUUGUUUACCGGACACGUUUAGUUUGCUUUGGUUUGUUCACUUUUGUUGAUUCUACUCAUUUAUGAUUUAAAUAAAGUGACAUUUAUUAUUACCUUAUUGGUAAUUGUCUUCUAAAUCUAGCCCUUAUAUUUGGCUUGCCUUCUGGAGUUCUCAUUGAUGUUUCUAAUAGCGUUAUGCCCUUAAAUUACUGUUUUAACCCUAUUUAGGCAUCACAGCAAAGGUUUUUUUUUGUAUCUGACACUUUUAUUUGCAAAUAUUCCAGGACUAUCCAUAUGUUUGUGCUAGCGGAAAAAACAGCCCAGCUGCAUUCUUGCAGCGUUUCCCAAUUGGUGUUACACGGAACAAAAUUGGUGUUCCGUAGCAUUUUGCCACAUCCAAGUUGGCCGACGCUACCUGCUGUUCCAGGAAGGUUGGAAACAGCAUAGAUUGCGCACCCGCCGUCAGCACUCCUUGCCAUCAGAGCCCGCCCUAGUGCCCGCCCUGCCCUCAGCCAGCCACUUAGACUUAGCUCGUCUGUGAGAGAGCCCGCCCAACCAUCAGCCAGCUUGCCCAGCCGUCAGCCAGCCAGCCCUACCAUCAGCCAGCCCUGCCAUCAGUCAUUCUCUAUCACUCAUGUUAGGUAGGGACGUUUAAAUCUCUGUUAGGUAGGGACAUUGAGGCUCUGUUAGGUAGGGAAAUCGAAAGCUCUGUUAGAUAGAGAAAUAGAAAGCUCUGUUAGGUAGAGACAUUGAAAUUUUCUGUUAGGGACAUUGAAAGGCUCUGUAAGGGGCAUUGAAAGACUAUGUCAGGGGCAUUGAAAGACUCUUUGAGGGGCAUUCAAGACUGUCAAGCAGGGGAGGGCUGGCAGCCUCAGGCCUGGGGGUCGAGUGGCCCAUUGCACCCCUGAAUCAGCUCACCAUCCAUGCCCACCUUUUCCUGGUCUUAUAAAGGAUAUUGAUGUUAUGCUUAUCAGUAGCUCUUUUGCCAUACCCACUCCUUUGCGGCUCAGACUGUCAAUGUUGUGAGAGCGCAGGCUGAGAAUCUCUGAGCCUGUGCUCUGACUCACUAACUGAGCACCGGAACCACAAUUGACAGGAUAUGAUCUGACUGCACCUACUGCUGGUGCGCACCAAUGGACCACCAGGGAAUCGUUUAAAUUAAAUAUGCUGGUGUCCCAAACUUGUGAGCUGUGUUGGCCGCCGGGCGCGUCUGUUGUCAUGGCGCCCCACGUGACCCCACAGCUUGCACACCUCAAAGGCUGGCCCUGCUGACAGACACACUGGCACUCACUCUCAAUAACACACACACACAAACCCUGACAGACAAACACUCACUGACAGGCAGACACAUACACACACACACACACACACACUGACAGGCAGACACACACAUUCGCUGAAAGACUCUUACUUGACAGAUACACUUACUGACACACACACUUACUGACAGACACCAGUGCCAUCUUAACAACAUUAUGGGCCCCCGGGCAAAGCAGUGCACUGGGGCCCUGCCUACACAACUUACAGGAAUAAAAACGUAAAUUAUAGAUACAACGAAGAAUAUAUUUAGAAGUACCUCCAACAAAUGCAAUGCAUACAUACACACAGACUGCUGAAUACAGUCACACACCUACUGCUGAAUACAUGCACACGACGACUGCUGAAUACACGUAUACAGACUGCUGAAUAGAAACACACACACAGACAGACUGCUGAGUACUCACAAAGACAGACUGCUGAGUACACACAGACAGACUGCUAAGUACACAUAGAGAGUGCUGAAUACAUACACGGGAGGAGUGAUCUGCCUUACAGGUCGGCCUGUCCUGCUGCCCUGGUUCCUAGCUACCUCUCUCCCCGAUUGAAGGGAGAUCUCCCCCACUGGCCCAAGGGCAGAAAAGGCCCCAGGGGAGAUCAAAGGAUCAUGCUGCCCAGCGUGCCCAUGCAAAAAGACGGCCCUGACAGACACACACACACUUCCAGACACAGACACACACACUUACUGACAGACACACACACUCACUUUCAGACACACAUACACACACUUCCAGACAUACACACACACUGACAAACACACACACUCACUGACAGACAGACAGAUACACACACACACACACACUCACUGACAGACAGAUACACACACUCACUGACAGAUAGAUACACUCACUGACAGACAGAUACACACGCACACUUACUGACAGACAGAUACACACACACACACACACUCAUUGACAGACAGAUACACACACACACUUACUGACAGACACACACUCACACUUCCAGACACACACUGUCACACACACACACUCACUGACAGAGAGACAGACACACACACAGACUCACUGACAGACAGAUACACACACACACUCACUUCCAGACACACACUCACAAAUUAAUUUUAUUUCUUGUUGCUCCUACCUUUAAGAGUUCUCUGGGGCCUCUCCCUGGGAUCCAGUGUCUUCGAUGAUCUUCCUGCUCCUCUCUGCUCCCUCGCGCAGUUUAGUGAUGCGGGGCCGGAAUUACGUAAUAUUCCAGCUCCCGGCAUCACCAGAGAGGGCGCGCGAGGGAGCAGGAAGAUCAUCAGCAGAGGCCGCCUGCCUUCUUCCUUACGCGGCCGGUAUAUUGCUGCAGAGUAGGCACCUGCCAUCUGGGACAAGCAGGUGCCUACUCUGCCUCGCUACCGGGGCGCCCUAGAUGGCCAGUUGGCCACCUGCUGGGCUCCCUGUGACAGGCCAUUGGCCUUCUCCGCGCGGCACUUGCCUCCUCCUGACGCCAGGGACCGGUGCUGCAGCGGCCCGCCCCUGCUGUCAAGGGCAUUCAAAGACUCUUUGAGGGGCACUGAAAGACUGUCAGGGGCAUUGAAAUUCUCUGCUAGGGACAUUAAAAGGCUCUGUAGGGGAUAUUAAAAGGCGCUGUCAGGGGCAUUGAAAGACUCUGUAAGGGUCAUUGAAAUUCUCUUGCUCCUAAAAAAGAGGGACAUUAGGAUAGAAAAGAGGGGCAGAGAUAUUUGGGUCCAAAAUAGGGACUGUCCCUCCUAAACAGGGGCACUUAGGAGGUAUGGAUCCUGGGUUGGUACUCUAGGGUCUCGCUGCUGGAAAAUACAUAAUUUCCAAGAUGAACAGUUCGAGUGCAUCUUUAAACAAUCAGUGCUAAACUAACGCAUUUUGUCCAUAAAAGUACAUUUCAGCGGCACCAAUGCGUAGAAAUAUGGGGUCCUGACAGGACAAGCAGAAAAAAGAUUAUCAAGAAAAAAAAUUGUUAAUCAGUGGGUGGAGUGCUAAUUAGUGUAUAAGCAGAUAUUUGCUUACCCCUUACUGAGAAGUUGUAUAAAGUCUCGAUGUGGGGUGAUAUGUAAAGAAAAAAGGAAACAGAGCAAAUCAAGUGCAGAUAGUGCUUGAAUAAUAUUCAACACAAAGUAGAUAUAACUGUGCGCACUCACAAUUCUCGGAGCCUGGAAAUAAAGCUCUAUAUCAAUGCAGACGUGCUUUUUCUAGGCAUCAACCCAGCUUCUUGAAUGGAUGAAGAAUCUUAAACUAAACAAGAAAAGGAGUAAUGGUGCAGUAUAUCUGGAUGUAUCAUAGAUAUAAAACCACUUUCUUUUUAAGGGGACUCUCACCUUACUGAGAGCCCAUAGGUGCCUUGGCUCUCAGGUGUAAAUGCCUGGUGUCAAAAUAUAGGGUGACACUCCCCUAUCUCGAACCUGGAACAGGACUGGCUACCACAUAUUGGUGGGAAUCCACUAUUUAUUGGUAACACUAUUAAAAACAGAAGUUAACAUAUAUAAAAUCAAAUAAAAGAAAACUUUACACAAUACACGUUUCGCUGGGUAAGCUUCUUCAGUUGGCUGUGAUAUCUUCCAGGUCCAGAUAUUUGUUUAAAUACCCAUGUUUAAUUGAUUCCUUACAGUCUACUUUUUACUGUUGAAUAUUUUUGAAGCACUAUCUGGACUUGAUUUGCUCUGUUUCCUUUUUUCUUUACAUAUCACCCUACAUCUAGACUUUAUACAACUUCUCAGCAAGGGGUAAGCAAAUAUCUGCUUAUACACUAAUUAGCGCUCCACCCACCGAUUAACCAGUUUCUUCUUGAUAAUCUUUUUUCUGCUAUACGUUCGUGGUGAGUUAAGGAAGGUAUCCCCUCACGGGUGUUUUAGAGCAGCUAUUUAUCACAUUGUUUUGAAGUGCCAUCCUUCACACUAAACUCACGAGUGAGUUAUUUGUGCUUCCUAACAGGACAAGUCUGCAAGUUUACCCAAUGUCCAUGUGCAUCUGAGUGCUAUGCUGGUUUUGGGUCAAGCGUAUCAUCAGUGACAUCAUUUGCAUCACGUAAGUCCUUCCAUCCCAUUAGUGCAUGUUACAAAAUCCAUUUCAGUUAGGAACUCAAUACAGUUGUACCAUAAUUUCUUUAAUCUGUUCAAUUAGUAGUAUUAACACAGUUCAGCACAUAUGUGGUUAAGUCCUGAUACUAAUGGGUUCAUAGGUUAUUACUUUUAAUGCCGAAAUAUGGCACCAUAAAUUGGGCUAUUUCCACAAUAAAACAAUCAGGGUUUUGAAAGCUGCAAACAUGUUUAUAUAACCGAAGUAACCUUGAAGUCAGUGUGUGAUUUACAAGUAAUUCAUAUUUACAUAAUUAAUAGGGAUUUAUUCACUCCAGUACUAACACCCUAACACAGGGUAUGGGAAUAGGAUGGACCCCAGGCUCCCUCCUGGCUAUAAGAAGGUUUCUUGGACCCAUGUCAUUUUAUUUUAAGCCCAUAACCACCACACAUUGGAGCUAUAUGGAUCUAUAGACUGUAAGCUCAUUUGAACUUAGUGUUCUAUAAGUCACUAUACAUGUUUUGUUUGAAUUAAAUGGAUUUUUUGUUUUAUAUUGUACAAUGCUGCAGAAUACAUUGGCACUAUAUAAAUAAUAUCUCACCGGCCUGAGAUGGAGGCAAGAGUGAAGAAGAUCUGAGUCUCUUACUCCAUAUUUUACACAUUGGGUGUCCCAGUAGGAGAGAUCAUAGAUCAGGUGCAAACUGGCCUAUAGAGUGUCCUAGAGACACCAGCACCCGGAGCUGGGUUGGGUUUGCUUAAUUUUGAGGAUGAUGCAUCUAAUUAAUUUGUUCAGAUUUUUUUUUCAUGGUAUUUUCCAUAGAUGAUUUUCUAGGAAAUGUUCUCCUACCUGCUUGGGCAUGACCUCUUAAGUGUCCCUUUCUUUUUUGUUUGUUGGUUGGUACUUUAGAACUAUAAAUAAAUGAACUCUUACAAACCUAUCUGCAGGGGAGACAGGGGAUAAGUGAUAGUCUAAAUGGUGACAACCAAUAUUUCAGAAACUAUGUCCAACUGAGCGUCAGUGUAACAGGAGACGUACAAAAGAGUACGUUGAGCGUCAGUGUAACAGGAGACGUACAAAAGAGUAAGACUCUAUGGGUCCCAAAAUUGGGAAAGUCCAACAUCUCUGCCGGCUACUCACUACACCACCACUCGGAGCUUAGUGACCAGGCAGAUAGACAUGCAAAGUCACUAUCACAGCCCCACUCAGUUAUAUAACAUUAUAUGUUAAGAAAAUAGUAGGAGAGACAAGUAAAGUAAAGGAGUAAAGAUAUACAAAGGGGAAAGGGUGGAGAUAGAGCAGACAGUAGAGUGUGUAAGGUGGUGAAGAGACAUCAAAGGAAGGUUAUGAGAGGCACACAAGGAGAUAAGUGGAGGUAUCAGAGACACAUGAACAUAGUUAUUCAUUAUUUUCACAAAUUCAGAAUCUCAAAGCUAUUCCUGUAAGAGGUCUGGAAUUGGGUCAGGGGAAGGCAAGACAGCAGUAGGAAUGAGUGUCAAUGAGAGAGGGGAAGAUGAAGACAAAAAAAACAACAGGACAUGGCACAUAAUUAAGUUUUUUCCCUCCAAAUUCAUAAGAGAGAGAUCUCUUGUUGUCCCUAUGUGCAUCAACAUAAAAAUAUAAUAUAACCCGAUUUCCACUUCCUUAACGUUUUCCCAAACCUCCCCAAAUAUUACAAGGAGACACGGACAGCAGGUGGAUAGGGAAAAACCAUCACUGGUUGCUUUGAUAAUCAAUAAUAAAAAAGGCUUUCAACAUUUAACUGAUAAAGUAAAUAAGUGUUAAUACUGAAUAGCUGUAGGUAGUGAAGCCCUAACUUUAUGCCUCAGAUGAUGUGGCUCCCACCUAGUCCUGCAGCAGAGCCCCAUCCUUUCAGCCUAAGCAGAUGCAUACUGGACCUCAGUGGAGAUCUUCGGCCACAGCACCUUACCGAGAUGCUCUGGAAGAGCUCCCCAACAGGCCAACACCCAGAGAGGAAAACAGCCCAACCAAAACCUGCCAGCACUCCCAUCCUCCAUCUCUACAAUACUCCUCUCGCUUUAGAGGUAAAUAGGACAUAACUCUCGCUCUACAUAGUAUUUGCGCUGUCAGUCCUAAGUAGUUUUUUUGGGGGAAAGUUAAAACGGCCAGAGCAGCGAGCUCGACCAAGCAGGCCUCGUACUGGGAAACUAACCACCCCAAAAAAGGAGAAGCAAAACUCAUUGCAGAAACCACCAGCAAGUCCACUACCGAAAACUCAGGGCGGGAAGACCUGCAGAGGACAAAGCAGAAAGAGAGAGAGACUGUCAGACUGGAAGGGCCCCCAAUAAGAUAUGACAAGACCCCCUCCUUCCUGCCACAAAAAGUAACCAUUUAGUUGCACCCCCCUCCAAGGAGAUAUCCCCUGAAUGUGUUACUUGCCCACUAUAGUGCCCCCCACUCACAAUAUUCUUAUGGCAGCAAUAAAUAAUGCUGUAUUAUAGGCUUGGUGUAAUUGUAAUGAUACAAUUUAUGGUUAUUUAAUAGAGACAGAAUUGACCAGAGAAUUGCGAAUUUUAAGUAGUUAAAUUGCAAAAACUCUCCAGCUCUCCUAGUCUGGACUCAAAUCUUCAAUUCCUUUCUCAGUUCAUAAAAGGAAGAUAUAAAACAUUUUCAGUGGAUUGUAUUUGUUACCAAUAGCCCUGUAUUUCAUUAGUUUGAUGGUUGUUUUGUGUGUAGAAAUUGAGAUUUAUACUCAGACCCGUGAAUAAUGAAUAGCUAGGAAUGGAAGUGCAUAGUUUUUGGCCAAAACAGACAAACUGGAACAAAAUCUGAAUUGGAGAUUUUUUUAAAUGUAUUUAUUUAUUGACUGGUUUGGUCUUAAAGCUGCCCAAUGUAACAAUUCCUGGUUUUACACAGAGGGUGUUUUAUAUUAGUGAUUAUAGUGAUUAGGAUAUAUCGGGAUCCGGCAAUGAUGGUUUAUAUUAGUGAUUAGGAUAUAUUGGGAUACAGUGAGGAUGGUUUAUAUUAGUGAUUAGGAUAUAUUAAUACAGUGAGGAUGGUUUAUAUUAGUGAUUAGGAUAUAUUAGGAUACAGUGAGGAUGGUUUAUAUUAGUGAUUGGGAUAUAUUGGGAUACAGUGAGAAUGGUUUAUAUUAGUGAUUAGGAUAUAUUGGGAUACAGUGAGGAUGGUUUAUAUUAGUGAUUAGGAUAUAUUGGGAUACAGUGAGGAUGGUUUAUAUUAGUGAUUAGAAUAUAUUGGGAUACAGUGUGGAUGGUUUAUAUUAGUGAUUAGGAUAUAUUGGGAUACAGUGAGGAUGGUUUAUAUUAGUGAUUAGGAUAUAUUGGGAUACAGUGAGGAUGGUUUAUAUUAGUGAUUAGGAUAUAUUGGGAUACAGUGAGGAUGGUUUAUAUUAGUGAUUAGGAUAUAUUAGGAUACAGUGAGGAUGGUUUAUAUUAGUGAUUAGCAUAUAUUAAUACAGUGGGGAUGGUUUAUAUUAGUGAUUAUGAUAUAUUGGGAUACAGUGAGGAUGGUUUAUAUUAGUGAUUAGGAUAUAUUAGGAUACAGUGAGGAUGGUUUAUAUUAGUGAUUAGGAUAUAUUGGGAUACAGUGAGGAUGGUUUAUAUUAGUGAUUGGGAUAUAUUAAUACAGUGAGGAUGGUUUAUAUUAGUGAUUAGGAUAUAUUGGGAUACAGUGAGGAUGGUUUAUAUUAGUGAUUAGGAUAUAUGAAUACAGUGAGGAUGGUUUAAAUUAGUGAUUAGGAUAUAUUGGGAUACAGUGUGGAUAGUUUAUAUUAGUGAUUAGGAUAUAUUAAUACAGUGAGGAUGGUUUAUAUUAGUGAUUAGGAUAUAUUAAUACAGUGAGGAUGGUUUAUAUUAGUGAUUAGCAUAUAUUGGGAUACAGUGAGGAUGGUUUAUAUUAGUGAUUAAGACAUAUUAAUACAGUGAGGAUGGUUUAUAUUAGUGAUUAGGAUAUAUUAAUACAGUGAGGAUGGUUUAUAUUAGUGAUUAGGAUAUAUUGGGAUACAGUGAGGAUGGUUUAUAUUAGUGAUUAGGAUAUAUUAGGAUACAGUGAGGAUGGUUUAUAUUAGUGAUUAGGAUAUAUUGGGAUACAGUGAGGAUGGUUUAUAUUAGUGAUUGGGAUAUAUUAAUACAGUGAGGAUGGUUUAUAUUAGUGAUUAGGAUAUAUUGGGAUACAGUGAGGAUGGUUUAUAUUAGUGAUUAGGAUAUAUGAAUACAGUGAGGAUGGUUUAAAUUAGUGAUUAGGAUAUAUUGGGAUACAGUGUGGAUAGUUUAUAUUAGUGAUUAGGAUAUAUUAAUACAGUGAGGAUGGUUUAUAUUAGUGAUUAGCAUAUAUUGGGAUAUAGUGAGGAUGGUUUAUAUUAGUGAUUAGGAUAUAUUAAUACAGUGAGGAUGGUUUAUAUUAGUGAUUAGCAUAUAUUGGGAUACAGUGAGGAUGGUUUAUAUUAGUGAUUAGGACAUAUUAAUACAGUGAGGAUGGUUUAUAUUAGUGAUUAGGAUAUAUUAAUACAGUGAGGAUGGUUUAUAUUAGUGAUUAGGAUAUAUUGGUAUACAGUGAGGAUGGUUUACAGUAGUGAUUAGGAUAUAUUGGGAUACAGUGAGGAUGGUUUAUAUUAGUGAUUAGGAUAUAUCGGGAUACAGUGAGGAUGGUUUAUAUUAGUGAUUAGGAUAUAUUGGGAUAUAGUUAGGAUGGUUUAUAUUAGUGAUUAGGAUAUAUUGGGAUACAGUGAGGAUGGUUUAUAUUAGUGAUUAGGAUAUAUUGGGAUACAGUGAGGAUGGUUUAUGUUAGUGAUUAGGAUAUAUUGGGAUACAGUGAGGAUGGUUUAUAUUAGUGAUUAGGAUAUAUUGGGAUACAGUGAGGAUGGUUUAUAUUAGUGAUUAGGAUAUAAUGGAAUACAGUGAGGAUGGUUUAUAUUAGUGAUUAGGAUAUAUUGGGAUACAGUGUGGGUGGUUUAUAUUAGUGAUUAGGAUAUAUUGGGAUACAGUGAGGAUGGUUUAUAUUAGUGAUUAGGAUAUAUCGGGAUACAGUGAGGAUGGUUUAUAUUAGUGAUUAGGAUAUAUCGGGAUACAGUGAGGAUGGUUUAUAUUGGUGAUUAGGAUAUAUCGGGAUACAGUGAGGAUGGUUUAUAUUAGUGAUUAGGAUAUAUCGGGAUACAGUGAGGAUGGUUUAUAUUAGUGAUUAGGAUAUAUUGGGAUACAGUGAGGAUGGUUUAUAUUGGUGAUUAGGAUAUAUUGGGAUACAGUGAGGAUGGUUUAUAUUGGUGAUUAGGAUAUAUUGGGAUACAGUGAGGAUGGUUUAUAUUGGUGAUUAGGAUAUAUUGGGAUACAGUGAGGAUGGUUUAUAUUGGUGAUUACGAUAUAUUGGGAUACAGUGAGGAUGGUUUAUAUUGGUGAUUAGGAUAUAUUGGGAUACAGUGAGGAUGUUUUAUAUUAGUGAUUAGGAUAUAUUAGGAUACAGUGUGGAUGGUUUAUAUUGGUGAUUAGGAUAUAUUGGGAUAUAGUUAGGAUGGUUUAUAUUAGUGAUUAGGAUAUAUUGGGAUACAGUGAGGAUGGUUUAUAUUAGUGAUUAGGAUAUAUCGGGAUACAGUGAGGAUGGUUUAUAUUAGUGAUUAGGAUAUAUUGGCAUACAGUGAGGAUGGUUUAUAUUAGUGAUUAGGAUAUAUUGGCAUACAGUGAGGAUGGUUUAUAUUAGUGAUUAGGAUAUAUUAAUACAGUGAGGAUGGUUUAUAUUAGUGAUUAGGAUAUAUUGGGAUACAGUGAGGAUGGUUUAUAUUAGUGAUUAGGAUAUAUUGGGAUACAGUGAGGAUGGUUUAUAUUAGUGAUUAGGAUAUAUUGGGAUACAGUGAGGAUGGUUUAUAUUAGUGAUUAGGAUAUAUUGGGAUACAGUGAGGAUGGUUUAUAUUAGUGAUUAGGAUAUAUUGGGAUACAGUGAGGAUGGUUUAUAUUAGUGAUUAGGAUAUAUUGGGAUACAGUGAGGAUGGUUUAUAUUAGUGAUUAGGAUAUAUUGGGAUACAGUGAGGAUGGUUUAUAUUAGUGAUUAGGAUAUAUUGGGAUAUAGUUAGGAUGGUUUAUAUUAGUGAUUAGGAUAUAUUGGGAUACAGUGUGGAUGGUUUAUAUUGGUGAUUAGGAUAUAUUGGGAUAUAGUUAGGAUGGUUUAUAUUAGUGAUUAGGAUAUAUUGGGAUACAGUGAGGAUGGUUUAUAUUAGUGAUUAGGAUAUAUUGGGAUACAGUGAGGAUGGUUUAUAUUAGUGAUUAGGAUAUAUUGAGAUACAGUGAGGAUGGUUUAUAUUAGUGAUUAGGAUAUAAUUGGUUGGUGUAGAUUAUAUAAUGAAGAUAUUAUGUUUAUUUAUAUUACAAUGAGGAAGAUUAGGUUGUGUUUGUACAGUAUAAUGGGGAUAUUGUGUUUAUAUUAUAGUGAUAAUACCAGGUGUAUUUAUUUAUUAUAAUACAUCCUCUAUCAUCUCUAUCUCUAUCUCUAUCUCUAUCUCUAUCUCUAUCUCUAUCUCUAUCUCUAUCUCUAUCUCUAUCUCUAUCUCUAUCUCUAUCUCUAUCUCUAUCUCUAUCUCUAUCUCUAUCUCUAUCUCCUCAUACUGAGAGGUCUGGUAACUGGCUGCAGAACCCGCCUUUUAUACUGCAGAGGGCCGGUCACACCGCGUCACCAUGGUAACUGUCCCCGCCCAUUCAAACGGUCACCGCCCGCUGACGUCGCAGACUGUCAGAAACAAGGAGGAAGUGGAGAGACAGGUAAUAACCGACCCAGGCUGGGAGUACUGAGAGUAUUAAUACUCUGUUACUGUCUGCCCGCACUGUGUGAGUAUUAAUACUCUGUUACUGUCUCCCCUCACUGUGUGAGUAUUAAUACUCUGUUACUGUCUGCCCUCACUGUGUGAGUAUUAAUACUCUGUUACUGUCUGUGUGCCCUCACUGUGUGAGUAUUAAUACUCUGUUACUGUCUGUCUGCCCUCACUGUGUGAGUAUUAAUACUAUCUGCCCUGUGAGUAUUAAUACUGUCUGUCUGCCCUGUAUGAGUAUUAAUACUGUCUGCCCGCACUGUGUGAGUAUUACUACCUGCCCUGUGAGUAUUAUUACUGUCUGUCCAGUGAGUAUUAUUACUAUCUGUCCUGUGAGUAUUAUUAUCUGAUCACGAUCUGCUCUCUCUGUGUCAGUAUGGGGGAUCACUAUCUGCUCUCUCUGUGUGUCAGUAUGUGGGGAUCACUGUCUGCUCUCUCUGUGUCAGUAUGUGGGGGAUCACUAUCUGCUCUCUCUGUGUCAGUAUGUGGGGGAUCACUAUCUGCUCUCUCUGUGUCAGUAUGUGGGGGAUCACUAUCUGCUCUCUCUGUGUCAGUAUGUGGGGGAUCACUAUCUGCUCUCUCUGUGUCAGUGUGGGGGGAUCACUGUCUGCUCUCUCUGUGCCAGUAUGGGGGAUCACUGUCUAACCUGCCUGUGCCAGUAUGGAGGGGAUCACUGUCUGCUCUCUCUGUGCCAGUAUGGGGGAUCACUGUCUGCUCUCUCUGUGUGUCGGUAUGUGGGGAUCACUAUCUGCUCUCUCUGUGUCAGUAUGGGGGAUCACUAUCUGCUCUCUCUGUGUGGUGUAUGGGGGAUCACUGUCUGCUCUCUGUGUGUGCUGGUAUGGGGAUCACUGUCUGCUCUCUCUGUGCCAGUAUGGGGAUCAUACUGCUCUCUCUGUGCCGGUGUAGGGGAUCACUGUCUGCUCUCUCUGUGCCGGUAUGGGAUCACUGUCUGCUCUCUCUGUGUCAGUAUGUGGGGGAUCACUAUUUGCCCUCUCUGUGUCAGUAUGGGGGGGUAUCACUACCUGCCCUCUCUGUGUCAGUAUGGGGGGGGAACACUAUUUGCCCUCUCUGUGUCAGUAUGGGUGGGAUCACUAUUUGCCCUCUCUGUGUCAGUAUGGGUAUGCUACCUGCCCUCUCUGUGUCGGUAUGGAGGUAUCACUACCUGCCCUCUCUGUGUCGGUAUGGGAUCACUAUUUACCCUCUCUGUGUCAGUAUGGGGGAUCACUAUCUGCCCUCUCUCUCUGUGUCGGUAUGGGGGGAUCACUAUCUGCCCUCUCUCUGUCAGUAUGGGGGGAUCACUAUCUGCCCUCUCUCUGUGUCAGUAUGGGGUGUGUGCUCUUUCUAUGUUCGGUAGUAUGAGUGAUGUACCCUGUGUGAGUAUGGGACAGAUAUGAACUUGGUCUUACUGAAAGCUAUUUAUCAUAUCCUGAGUAUCUGAAAUCAUAAUGUGACAAUGUCGUCUUAUAAGCAAUGCUGUGAUUUUUAUGGAGAUUGUCAAACAAUGUAGGCUGCUAUCAGGGGCCCGUGCCAGUUUGAGAGCUAUAUUAUGGGGCAUUGCUGGCUUGCUGUGAGUGAGAUUCCCUAAUUUGAUGUUAUACCCAGGGCCCAUUGGCAUAAUAAUUGGGUUUUUGUUUUCUCCAAUUCAGCUGAAGUCCCUGGGGCCUUCUUGCUGUGGGGACUGUGUUUCACCUUAUUACUACAACUGAGCAUUAUAGGAGUUGCAGACCACUGCAACAAGCAUAUCAGGCUGCCUGUAUUGUUGGGACAUAUAUCGUAAUUUGGUUAGUGUUUUGGCUGGCUUAGCAUUGUGGGGAUUUGUGAGCUCAAGGAGCCUUUCUGUCAGUUUUUCCUUAACUCCUGAACACUGUUGAACUAUGAUAGAAUGAAUAUAGGGCACCUGAUGUUUUGCUGGAUAUGUAUGUUGAGAUUUGCCUGUUCUCCCGAUAAAUUCUAUAUUGUGUGUGUGUGUGUGUGUGUGUGUGUGUGUGUAUGUGUGUAUAUAUAUGUGUGUGUGUGUGUGUGUGUGUGUGUGUGUGUGUAUAUAUGUGUAUAUAUAUAUAAUAUGUAACCCUCACAGGUUACUUUGUAAAAAUGUCUGUCACAUGACCAUACCAGGAAAUGGCAGGUUGAAUAGAAGUGGGUGCAGUCUUUCUCCUGACUUCGCACCAACAGUAAUGUGAAUAUGAUCUUGAUUUGACAACGUACUUUGCUAUGACAAAGUGAAAAAGUCACCUUACCUAAGGAACAAUAACAUGUUGUGUAACAGAGCUCGGUAUUCACUUUACAGUGCCACAUUUACACUGCCUGUGUUAUUCAUAGUUACAUAGGCUGAAAAGAGACUUGCGUCCAUCAAGUUCAGCCUUCCUCACAUAUAUGGUUUUGCUGUUGAUCCAAAAGAAGGCAAAAAACCCAGUCUGAAGUGCUUCCAAUUUUGCAACAAACUAGAAAAAAUUCCUUCUUGAACCCAAAAUAGCAGUCAGAUGUCUCCUUGGUUCAAGCAGCUAUUACCCUGCUAAUUAGAAAUGAUAUCCCUGUAUGUUAUGUUCUACCCAAGAACAAGAAUAUUCAUCUAGACCAAUUUCUUUUAGUUUAAAGACUAACCUAUCGUGGGGAACCGUAUCAAAUGUCUUGGCAAAAUCCAAAUAGAUCACAUCCACUGCAACACCCUGAUCUAUACUUCUACUUACUUCUUCGUAGAAUGCAAUUAGGUUAGUUUGACAUGAGCUAUGUUUCAUAAAACCAUGCUGAUUGUUGCUAAUAAAGUUCUUCCCAAUGAGUUCCUGGAUAUUAUCCCUUAAUAGCCCUGCAAAUAUUUUCGCAGUUACAGAAGUUGGGCUCACAGGUCUAUAAUUUCCAGGCAAGGAUUUUGAACCCUUCUUAAAUAUAGGAACAACAUCUGCCUUCCUCCAAUCCUCCGGUACAAUACCUGAAACAAAAUGCAUGUCAAUAUUAGGAAUUCAACCUUAAUUUCAAAUUGACGAGUAAGAACUAAGAACUUUGGCUAGUGUGCCCUAAAAUUUGAAAAUAAUUUAGAAUUCUCUGAAAUUCCCAUUUUAUGUAAAUAACCCUGACAGACUGAGUGUCGGAACAGGUUUUGUGGCUCCAAAUUACUGGUUUGUACUGUUUGCCUUUAAUUUGGAGGUUUGAAGUUCAAACUGGAAUGUGGAUUGCUGUUAGUGUUCAAAAGUAUCGUUACAGCGCUCGCAGUUCUUUUAACACAUACAGUGCAGAAUUACAGUGGAAAUAACCGCUUCUUUAUAGAUUUAUUUUUAUUAUAAAAUGUUAUCAUAAUAGUUUCCUUAAGGAUUUUAUAUCUUCUGCAAGUCUCAGUAGAACCUACAGAAAAUUAAUUGUAAUCACAUAUUGUGGAGAUUUGAUCAGAGAACGACACAUUACUGGCCAAAAUAGUUUUAAGGAGACACUAUAGGAACCCAGACCACUUCAGCUAAUUGAAGUGGUCUGGGUGCAGUGUCCCUUUUGCACUUGCAUGUUUACAUUGCAGCACUACCAGACAGCCACUAGAGGGCUUCCUGAAUUGAAAUGGACUUUUGGUCCGGUAUCUGGUGCUGGAGUCCUCACGCUCUGUAUGAGGACCUCCAGUGUCCGAUUUUUCCCCAUUGGAAAGCAUUGAUUCACUGGUUUCCUAUGGGGAGGUUUAAUGCAUGCAUGGCAUUUACCGUGCAUGCGCAUGAGCAAUUCUUGCGGGACGUUGGAGGGACAUCGGCGCUGGGAUCAGGUAAGUAAAUAAAGGGUUUUUAACCCUUUAUUUACCUGGGCGAAGGGUGACGAGGGAGGGUUGAAGACAGAGGGAGCUACAGUGCCAGAAAUACGGCUUUGUAUUCCUGGCACUAUAGUAUCCCUUUAAACAGACACCUGGUAGCAAAUUAAUGUAAAGUUAAGAAGACAUUGAACGUGAGAACCUAUUCUGUUGAUAUUAGUUAAUGUAUAGAUUGCCUUUUCACUUAUAUAAAGGACCACUAACAUUACACAGACCAGUUCAUCUCAAUGAAGUGGGUGCAGUGGUCCUGCCAUUUAAACCAUUUACUGUUGUUUUGUAGAAACAGCAAUAUUUACAUUGAAAGGUUUAAUAUACCUAUUGGUUGUCUUCCUGAAAUCCACUAAAGCCACUUCCAUCUCCAGAACGCCAUAGCUAUGUUUGAUUGAGGAACUCAGCAUUUGGAAAUGAGGCGUGUAAUCUUGAUUUACAAUGCUUCAUCGGGUCCUGCAUAAUAUUUAUAUAACUUUAAUGUUUAUCAGUAAAGGGGGUAAACAGUGGUCACAGUGAUAGAAGGGAAACGAUAGUUUCAAAAAAACAAUAUUUUCAGGUCUACAGGUUCACUUUAAUAACAAUAACAUUGAUGUCAAAAGUAUCAGCACAGUCAGAUUGUGAUCACUUUAACAUUGUAAACUGAUCAGCAGCAUAAUUAUCAAAUGAUUGAAUUACAUUUCAUUACUAGGAUCCAUUUCCGUGAAGAACUGCAAAAUUAUUAUUAUAUUUAUACAGCACCAACAAAUUCUAUAGCGCUUUACAAUGGGUGGACUAACAAACAUGUAACAGUAACCAGGCAAGUUUGAUGCACAGAAACAGUAGGGGCUGAGGGGCCCUGCUCAAUGAGCUUACAUGCUAGAGGAAGUGGGGUAAAGUGAGACAAAAGGUAAAGAAGUAUUAGGGAAGUAGAUUGGUAGAAUUCUUUUCAAUGAAGACUUAGUGUGGGCUUUUUUGGAGCCAUUAACAGUUUAAUUAACUCCUUAAAUAGCUACACAGGUUAGUGUACUUGUUAAUGCCUCAGACAAAGGCACUUUAGUAGCACCGCGUCAGGCUUUAUUUUUUAUUUUAAUUCACUGCACAUUUUAGUUUGGCACUUCUUUGUUAUGGUGUGAGGAUUCAUAUAGCAUUCCAUGAAGGACUAUUCUCUUUUAUGAGGUCAAUUUGGGGCAUUCUCUACAGAUAGUAAUGAAUGGAUGGAAUUAUGCUUUUGUCCAGGGCUGGACUGGCCCACCGGGAUACCUGGAAAUUUCCCGGUGGGCCGUCGGCACCUGGGGCAGGGCUGGCAGCUGGCUCUUCUGGCGGGCGCAGGGGGAGCUGGCUGUUCUGUCUCUGCUGCCCCGGUCUCAUUAAGCAGCGCGCUGGGGUGGGGGAGCAGAGACAGAACAGCCAGCUCCCUCUGCGGCCGCCAGAAGAGCCAGCUCCCCCUAUGCGGCCGCCAGCACACAGGUAGCAAUUAUGUAUGUCAAUGUGAGUGUAUGUGUCUGUGUCAUGGUGUGUGUGUGUCUCUGUCUGUGUCAUGGUGUGUGUGUGUCUCUGUCUUGGUCAUGGUGUGUGUGUGUGUGUCUGUUUGUGUCAUGCAAUGUGUGUCUGUGUCAUUGUGUGUGUCUGUCUGUGUCAUGGUGUGUGUGUGUGUGUCUGUCUGUCUGUCAUGGUGUGUGCAUCUGUGUCAUGGUGUGUGUGUCUCUGUCUGUGUCAUGGUGUGUAUGUGUGCCUGUCUGUGUCAUGGUGUGUGUCUGUCUCUGUCAUGGUGUGUUUGUGUCAUGGUGUGUGUUUGUGUGUCUGUCUGUGUCACAGUCUCUCUGUGUCGUGGUGUGUGUUUCUGUCUGUCAUGUAAUGUGUGUCUGUGUUAUGGUGUGUGUGUGUGUCUUUUUUAAGGUGUGUGUCUAUCAUGGUAUGUGUGUGUGUCUGUCUGUCAUGGUGUGUCUGUGUUUCUGUCUGUGUCACAGUGUGUGUUUGUGUCACGGUCUGUGUCAUGGCGUGUGUCUGUCAUGUUGUGUGUGUGUGUGUGUGUGUGUGUGUGUGUUUUUACUCACCUUGGUUUUCCCCCACGUCGUGCUGGUCUCCCCUCGACUGGCCCUGCCUCUAUGGCUGAGAUCAUCAAGCUUGAUGAUCUCAGCCAAUCCGCACUGACACAGGAAGCACCUCUAGUGACCGUCUGAGUGUCUGUCACUAGGAAGCAAUCUUUUCUCUAAAAAGUCAGUGUUUACAUUGAAAAGCCUGCAGGGACAGGCUAUAGACACCAGAGCCACUACAUUAAGCUGUGUGUGUGCGUGCUUGCUUGUGUGUGUGUGCCUGCUACUGAGUGAGCUUGUGUUUUUAUGUCAAUGACCUUAUGUAUAUCAGUGAGAUUGUUUGUUUGUCUGUGAGGCUGUGUAUCAAUCAGCUUGUGUCAGUGAGAUUGUCUGUGACUGCAUGUGAGUAUGCUUACUGUAUAAUUAAAAUUUUUACUCCUGAAAGGACCAAUAUUUUAUAUUGGAAAAAGAUAUAUAUAUAUAUAUAUAAUCAUCUAGGAUGGCAAGACAUAGCCUUACAUAUUACAUGCGACAAUAUAUGGCGCAAUGACUUAUGGGGAUGGCGUAGAUUUUUGUAUUUUUUUUUUUCAGGGUUGCUUUGGAAUCCCCAGUCCGGCCCUGCUUUUGUCUAUGUAGUCUACAGUCUUUACUUUUUUGACUUACUCAGCUAGCGACCUACAAGUUAUUUUUAGACCUAGCUAGUUGAGAAAUCUUUUUUUUAUAUGACAGCAUUACAAGACUGACUGGGUGGGGACCAUACCUUUGCAAGCCUUCAUUCACUUUUUAUAAUUUUUCUAGAUAGCAACUUUGACGUCGUAUUUUUCUUAGUUAGUUUAGUGAAGGCUUCUCUGUGUAUGCUAUUGUCUCUUUGUUAGCGGCUCAGACAUUCUGCACAGCUACAGUGGGAUAUAUUGUUUCAGCAUUUUUGGCUACAGUAUUUGCAAAGCGCAUCUGUGUUUAGCUUUAUAGACUUGAUAUGCUCGCAAUAGGAGGCUACAUUGUUCAAGUUUUUCCUGUUACAUUAUCCUACUAGUUUAUCUGUGUCUAGUUCUAUAGGCUAGCCUUCUUUUCUGAGAUACAGAUCUCCACUCUCUCCUCCCAACCUGUUUGUUGGUGAGGAUUAUGCUACAAAGGUUCCCACCUCAUAGCUUCCUUCCAAUUAUAGUCCAGUAGCCUUCUACAUUCUUACCCAUCAGGUUUGCUGAGCUUAUUAGCUCUCCUUAGGGAAUUAUAUACUGUGUGAUUUUUUUUUUUUUGAUUUUUUUUUUAUGUGAUACUUAUGUUCUUCAAUAAAUUGUGGUUUAAAUUUAUAUACAUUUCUUGCAAACCCUAGUGACUUUAUUCUGUCCUCUGGACUUUGUCCAUUGGCCACCUCAGUGUACAUUUCCGAGCCAUGACGCAUUUAAAAUCACACACAGUUAAUAGUAUGUGCUGGUGAUGUUGCCCUGAACUGGACAGAUGUAGAGAUGUAUGGAGUAACCACAUCCUUCCAAUCUCUAUUAGCUUGUUUUCCUGGCAUCAUGUUUUCUGAGUACUUCAUGUUCUUACCAUGUUCUGCUUAUGGUGCUUUUGUUCUGCUGUUUUUAACCCUAAAAAGACAUAUAAAUUAAGAUCUUUUUUUUUUUUUUUAAAUGCCUAAAUAUCAUAUUGGCACCUUUUUAAUGAAACACGUUUCCAUGGACACAAUAUGAUAGUGUGCUCUGCUAAGUGUGGGCUCAGGGGGCAUAAAGCUUUCCUGCCAUUGGACUUUGGAGUAGUGGAAACUUGUUUUCUAAUCUCUGGAUUCAUAAAUACCCCUUCAACAUCUGGUAAUUCAUCAGUCACACCUAGGGUCCGCAAAUGCCAGGAGAAUGCUGCUUGAUUGCAUAGUGCCAAGUGCAAAUAUUGGUGGGGCAAGAUUAAAGGGAUUCUAUAGUGCCAGGAAAACAAACCCAUUUUCCUGGCACUAUAGGCUCCUGCAGUGCCCCCCUCGCCUCCGUGAGGACAUCCAGCGUCAGAUAACGGACCAAAGGUCCAUUUCAAUUCUGGAAGUCCCUUUAGUGGAGAGGCUAGUGAGCAUCAUAUUGAAUAUAUAAUGCAAUAAUUAGGAAAGAUUAUUAUUUUUCUCUGUGCAUGUUGUUCUGAAAUGUACAGAUGACUAAGGCAGCCAUAUCUCACCUUGCCUGGAGUUGCUUACAAAAUAUGUACAUCCCAAUACUGCAUUAAUUAAAACAUUGCUUUACUGUAUUUUGUAUCUUUUAUAAACAUUCAUAUUUAUUGAGGUGGCCUAGACAUUUUUUUUAUUAUCAUUUUUCAUAUCAAUGCUUGUUUAAGAAGUAGUCAUGAAAUAGUCAUAUUAAGACAUAUCACAGGUUAUAUUUGGCAAAGUUAAGUGUUUACAAGAAUGGUAGCAAAGCAUUAAUAUUUUUUAAAGCAAGAGGGUUCAACUGUACAGGAAGAGCAGCCUGGGAGGUAAAAUGAAGUACAAUGAGUUGAGAAAGGUGCACAUCAAGCGUCAAGAAUUGCAUUUUGCCUGUCGGGGGAUCAGGCUGUCUGCUAAUGUGCCCCUAACCAAAGUGGGCUACUGGGGGUGAAAGAAGGUGAAGGUGUGGAGCUAAAUGCCUGCUAAGAUGGGCUAGGCCCUUAUCAUCAGUGCUUCAUAGGGUAGGGAGCUAGGUGUUAUGAGGCCUCCUAUGAGGUUAUGGCUAUUAUAGAUAGCUAAUAAUAUGAAGAGCGUGAUAGUGGACACAGAAAUAAACCUAAACGGCUACAUAAACAUAAAGACUCUAACUGCACUUAUGUCCCAUGGUCCCUAGCCAGUUCAAGUUCCAGAUGUCAGGGUCAUCCUAUUAGCAGGGAUAAAGGGGACAAUGCGAGAUAGAUCCCAGAGAUGAUUAUACUGCUGUCCAUCUGAGCCAGAUGGAGGUACCGGUAGGCCCACGUCCUGAAGGAGGGCCAGUGAUUCGGCUAGUGUGGAUACUUUGUGCGCUGUCUCGCCAUGUUUGACCACGACGAAUCUUGGUGACAUCCACCUGUAUUCUAUUCCAGCUGCUCUCAAUUGGCUUGUAACAGGGUCUUGCCCUUCAGUGCUGACAUCAUGAUUCUUUUGUUCUGGGAUAGUGAACAGUGGACGAUAACCUCUCGCACCGCCGAGGCCGUUGCCCCACCAGAUUUUGGGAGGCGAUAUGUCCCAUCCAAGGUGAACUUUUUGGCCUGUGUUGGCGGUAAGACAGAGACUACUAUUAACACAGUAAAGGAGUUUAAGCAUGCGUGGGAUAGGCAUAAGGCUAUCCUAACUAUAUAAGAUACGGCUAGGGACUAAUGAAAGUAUUUAGAAAAUUGGGCAGACUAGAUGGGCCGAAUGGUUCUUAUCUGCCGUCACAUUCUAUGUUACUAGGCGCCUAAAGUAGUGCGGGAGCGCCUGCAGCUUAAUAGCAUCGGGGAUACCCCUGAUCUUUAGGUGGUUGCGUCAGGACAUGUCGUCAAGCGCUGUGUAAUGGAGUGCUAAUGUGGAUUGAGAGAUGAUUGUAAGUGGUGGACAGAGUCCUGCAAUAGUAAAAGUCACUCCUUGAGGGUGGCAAUUUCCUCCUCCGAGGUAUUUACUCUAUCUGUAACCACUUGUACAUCAGCCUUCAUGAUAGCCACAUCGACUGCCAACAAAUUUUUUAUUUCCACUACUAGGUUGUGGAAGUUCUAUUUAGUGUAGUUUGUUCCAGUCCCGUCAGCUGCGGGGGAAAUUCGGCCUGGGUGAGGCUCCCUGAAUCUUCCGCUGCCACAAGGCCCUCUGGCUCCGCCAUCUUGGGCUGCAGCUGCUGUUGGAGAAGGGUCCCUAUAUUCCUCGACCCUGAAGGUAAGUCGGGUUGUGAUCUCUGGGAUUUCCUUCCCAUAUCUGGGUGUGGUGAGUGCUGGGUGCGGGAACGUCCGCUAGUACACCAAAAGGCCCCAGGUCGCCGUACACCUCAGAAAGCGCAAGGUCCGGGAAUAGAUGGUAGGCCCCGGGUUUGCGUGUUUGCCGUUUUGACUUGGGGUUACGAAAAAACGGCAUAGGUCGACGCUGUAUGGUUCUUAGAGAUGAGAUCAGGUCUAUAGUCAGAAUUUGAGUGUUUUGCAGGUAUUCAUGCUUAGCUAUGAGAAAUGACGUCUGCUCCAGGACAAGGUCAGGCUCCGCUCCCUCAUAACUGAAACGGAGUGCUUGUACUUGAGAGUGUACACCUGCUGUAGUGGUUAUGGUGCCCUAGUUCAAUCCCACAGUAAGUAGUCAACUUGUUUUAGUACAUUAUGACAACUUACUGGGAUGCAUUUGAUCUUCUCUCGCUGGGUAAGUGAGAAGUCUCUGUAGAAUAAAGCAAACUGACCCAAGAAAGUUGGCAAACCAUCCUAAAUUUACCAGCCGUGAGAGUGCGCCAGGGAACUCCUGGCACCAGAACUGUAGUAGUUAUGGAGUGUUCCCUUAAAAUCUAUAGAACUCUAGUCAUGAGUGCAACUCAUUAAAUGCCUCUGUACAUUUGCAGCUGACAUUUCAUAAAGUCUAAAUAAAAAAAUAAAAACAAUUUGGAUUUUUAAAUAGCAGAUUUUAAAAACAAACAAACAAAUCUUUCACUUUGUAAAUUAUCGAAAUAAACCUAUAUAUGACUUUUUUUCUUCUUCAGGUAAAGAGCUUGCAGGACUUCAUCGAAAUAAAUACAGUAGCUGUUAAGAGUUUUGCCUCCUAGUUUACAAUCUGUUUGUAGUUCAGUAUUGUUUUUCAUUGUCCGUAUUUCAUUAUCACUGAGAAUGCUUGUACCAAGCCAAGAUUUAUUUCACCUAAAUGACUGUAUCACAUCUUUGGAAAGAUAACUGUAGUAUGUGUGGAGUCCUUUUGAAAUCAUCUUGCUUUCUGUAUGGCAGUUUAGGUUUUGGGGACAUGUUUACAUUAAAGGGGAACUAUAGUCAUCAGAACAACUACAGCUUAAUGUAGUUGUUCUGGUGAGUAUAGUCCGUCCAUGCAGGAAACCCCCUUUUAAUGUUUACAUUACAGCCUAGGGAUACCUCCAGUGGUCACUCCUCAGAUGGCUGCUAGAGAUUGUAACGGAUCACCUGGCACCCCGACUGGGUACCUCCGUUGAAGGAUGCUCCUAGCGCUUCCUGAGGACUCCAAGCACUCUGGCAGACACCACAAUCACUGAACCGGAGAAACAAAUAAAUUCUCCCAAGCAUAUGAAUGCUGUAGACAGUUGAAUAGAAACCAUACGAAUAGGUUUACUCUCCUAGCAGUCAAACUGGAACAGCAUACAAUAAAUCCUUCCCCCAAUAAUGAGACGACACUUCACUUUGAGGGUUAAAACAGGAACUCCCUGUACUGUCACAUACAGUCUCUUUUAUUCCCAAUCCACAAACAUAGUACAGCCCACAGGGCGUUACAAAACAACCAAUCAAUCCGUACAAUACACCCAGACACUCCCACACAAAAUCCUCCCCUCUGCAGGUGAUAUGAUUACUGAACACAAUGGGUAAUCUCAUUAUCACCGGCAGAGGAAUACAGUUUUUACACAAUAUUUAUAACUUCUAAAAUAUACAUGUCACAAACAUAAAACAUACAUUUUCAUAAUCAAUCCAUUCAGGGGAACAACAUAUUAAAAAAUGGCACGAAUCAGACCAGGGGUUCAAAAGUUAAGGGAAAGUCCUUUGUGACUAAAUGAAGCAUGGCUUUCCGGCCCAAACCAGUUUCAGAGUCUUCUAUCCUGGAGAUAAGUGAGAAGUAAUUCAAUUAUCUCCCAGGACAGACACAAGACUCCAUUAUGCACAUGGUGAGCACAGAGCAUUAAACUAUUAUAAAAUACACAAAGUCACAUUUUAUACAUAAAACACAGACAUGUCACAUAUCCCCAGAUAGCUGGGAUCUGAGCGCACAAAACUACCGAAUAGCGCUCAGAUCCUAUUCACACAGUUCAAUUGCCAUGGAGCCGAAGUCUUUAACUACACGAAUGUGCUCCAUGGCAUAGCUAUCUGGGUUAACACAUUCACAUAAAGUCUGGUCCAUAGUCCAAAGGCAAGAGGCGGGCAAGCAGCCCCCUCCAAGGACACGUGACGAGGCCGGUUUCGCCACAGAGGUAAUUCCGGGGGAAGUGCUGUACACUGUGAUUGACAAUCAGUGUCUCGACACUCUGCAUUUCCCUAUGGGAAAGCAUUGUGAUUUGCUGAGAUCAUCACUUCUGAUGAUGUCAGGCAAGGAAGUAGAUCAUCUGCUAGUUUUAGUCUUUGUUGAUUGUUGCAAGUUAAUUUUUGUUACCUUAGUAUUUAGGGGUUCUUUAAAAGUAGUGUUUACUACUGUUCUCAUAUUUAUCAUCCUGAAUUCUCUUCCCAAACUUAAAGGACCACUAUAGUCCCAGGAAAAAAAACUUGUUUUCCUGGCACUAUAGGGUCUUUAGGUCCCACUCCCGCUGGGCUGAAGGGGUUAAAACCCCUUCAGCCACUCACCUUUCUCCAGUACCGGGCUCCCUCGGCGCUGGGGAACUCUCCUCCCUCUGCCGACAUCAGCGCCAAAUGCAUUCAAACUGCCCAUAGGAAAGCAUUUCUCAGUGAGACAGCCACUAGAGGCUGGAGUAACCCUCAGUGAAACAUAGCUAUGUUUUCAGUUGCAGGGUUAACACUAGAGGGACCUGGCACCCAGACCACUUAAUUGAGCUGAAGUGGUCUGGUUGCCUAUAGUGGGCCUUUAAAUAUGCAAAUUGUAGUUGACCUUGACUAUUGGAUAAACCAGCUGACGUGUCUUUGCAUCGUGUCUCAUCACUAAAUUCAUGUCCGCCAAAUUCUUAAAAUCAUUCAGAGCUUGAAGUAGGUAGAUAACCCAUCACUGCUAAUUUUAAAGAAAAUACUUUAUUGAGCUCAAAACUGUUCACGAUGCUAUGUAGCCCUAACAUGGUUUGCUUAUAUUUCCAGGUAACUUGAAUUGGAAGAUGUCUCGAGUGAUUGCCAUAUUAAUGUUUCUGCACGGACUGACAUUCUGUACGGGGGAUCAGUCAAAAAGCAACACAACAUCCAAAUUAAUCCUGGUUUCCUUUGAUGGAUUCAGGGCGGAUUACUUAUCAAAGUUCUCUUUACCUAAUCUCCAGGAGUUUAUGAAGGAAGGCGUGCUUGUAGAAGAAGUAAAAAAUGUGUUUAUCACAAAAACUUUUCCCAAUCAUUAUUCUAUAGUGACAGGCCUGUAUGCCGAAAGCCAUGGAAUUGUGGCUAACCAAAUGUAUGAUUCAGAAAAUAACAAGACGUUUAACACCUCCACUUAUAAAGAUUCCUUCUGGUGGGAUCAGGCAACUCCCAUUUGGUUGACAAAUCAGCUCCAGGGUCGUAAAAGUGGCUCUGGAAUGUGGCCCGGCACUGAUCUGAUCAAUCAUAAUUUCACACCUUCCUACUAUCUCAAUUAUGACCCUAAUGUAAACUUUUCUGAGAGGGUAAAUAACCUCACCAAUUGGUUCAUGAAACCAGACAAUCCAAUCAACUUUGCCCUUCUGUACUGGCAUGAGCCUGACUCUAGCGGACACCGUUAUGGACCUGAUGAUGCCUCAAACAUGUCAAAAGUGUUGAGUGCAGUGGAUGAGAAUGUUGGCUACUUGAUGUCAAAGUUGAAAGAGUUUAAACUCUGGGACACGGUCAAUGUGAUUAUAACCAGUGACCAUGGAAUGGCCGAGUGCUCAAAGGAUAAGGUUAUCAAACUAGAUGAUUGCAUUAGUCGUGAUAAAUACAUACUGGUGGAUUCCAGUACGAUCGGAGCUGUGCUUCCAGUUGGUGGUACGUAUAGAUGAAUUACUUGUUGUUUUUGACACUUCAUUGGCUUAAAUUUCCUUACAUUACUUUUAGAAUAACUUGCUGACUGGUCAUGGUAUGUUUAGUUUGCUCUUAGUGCUGUUUACUAACAUUUGUCAAGCCCUGAUUUAGAAUGUUACCUAGACCUUAGACAUUGCAUUGUAUUAUGUGGUUGGUUGCAGACAGACGGGAACAUGGUUGCAGAUUAGUGAUGUCCCGAACUGUUCGCCGAACGGUUCGCCACGGUUUGCCACGAACGGUUCGCUGCGAACUCCAGUCAGCAGACACAUUCCAGCCAAUCAGCAGCAGACCCUCCAUCCCAGACCCUCCUACCUCCUGGACAGCAUCCAUUUUGAAGCUGCAUUCUUAGUGAGCUGUCCAGGAGGUGGGAGGAUCUGGGAGGGAGGGUCUGCUGCUGAUUGGCUGGAAUGUGUCUGCUGACUGGAGUCCGUGGCGAACAGUUCGGGACAUCACUAUUGCAGAUAACACGAUUGGCUAGAUGAGCACUUGGGUUGCAGGGCACAAGGAUUGAUGAGGAAGAAAGGGAGUAUAUUUGUAGCAACAGAGGGGUGAGUAGGGUGGGAAGACCUUGGCGAACAAGUGGCAGCUGUGAAAAAAUGUUCGUUUGUUGAAGAGGAAUGAAUACCAUUAUAGUAAUCUUAUUGGCUCGUUUUUUCAGCCAGUAGUAUUCUAACUUGAUUAAAGAUUGUUGCCCGUGACCAGAAAAUGCACAGAUCUCAAUAGACAAAUGGCAUCCCUCUCCUUCUUAGAGCAUUACACAAGUUAUCUGACACUUGCAUACAUUGUGACUUUUUCACAUUAUUGUCUUCAUGUGUAAAAGCAACGUAGUUUAAAGAGGAACUGACACUUUGUACAUUUAUCAUUAUCUAAUGGAUAAUUAAAAAUUAGCUUAUGCUUGUGCAAAAUAGUUAAGUUUUGCAGUGCCUAUGGUCUGUUAGAAGCUGAAGCCCACAUGUACAUGACUAAGGUAUCAUGGGAUGAUGGUCACCUCAACAAGAAAAUGCAGUAGAGGUGAGUAUUUUUUUACUCUGCCCCGCCUAAUUAUUCACCCCAGUAAAUGUUUUGGUACUCUAUUCACUGUCCUUUAAAGGGACACUGUAGGCACCCAGAUAACCUCAUCUCAUUAGUGUGGUCUUGGUGCAAUACCCCUGUUUCCUUAACCCUGCAAGUGAAAACAUUGCAGUUUUCAAGAAACUACAAUGUUUAAAUUUCAGUUUUAAGACCGCCACUAGAGUUGCGUCCUCGAUUCACAUGGGAGUUUAACUCCUGUGAAAUGAAGCUGGACAUCCUUAUGUUUUGCAUGAGGACAUCCAACGUCUUCAAAAUUCCCAUAGGAAAGCUAUGAUUCAAUACUUAUUGGGAAGGCCUAAUGCUUGCUCGCUGAGCAUGUGCAUUGGGAUGUACAUCAGCAUGACGUUGCUGGAGGAGGAGGUAAGUGGGGGGAGGGAGGAGAAUGGUUUUCAACCCUUUUCAAAUUUGUGCAUGAGGGUCCUAGUAUGUGAAGUGUACUAUAGUGUUGAGAAUACAGGUUUGUAUGACUAAUGCUAUAGUAAAUAGACUUUCCUCUCCAUUCAUUUUUUUUCCUCCCAUAACACGACUGUAUUAAUUUUAAAAAGUGUCAUGUUCUCAACCUGCUGUAGUCAACGAAAAGUGAGAGUGUAUGUAAACAACGAUUUAUGUUUUCUUGUAUGAAUUGCUUUACAAAAUCCAAAUCCUGGUUUUAUGUUCAAGUGACCUGGCUCUUAUAAAUGUUCUUUCCGUAGAUCCGCAGGAUGUAUACACCAAGCUAAAAAACUGCAGUACAAACAUGCAGGUGUACCUGAAAAAGGACAUACCCGAUCAUUAUCACUACAAACAUAAUAGCCGUAUCCAGCCUAUACUUCUAGUGGCAGACGAAGGCUGGUUCAUCGUGCAGAACGGAUCACUAAAAACAUGUAAGGUUUCUUGUUCACCAUUACCUCGCUAUAAAGAAUAUCUUAUAAUUCUAAGACUAUAUAUACACAUCAUGGUUAUCGAUAUGUACUGAUUAUUCUAUGUGCAAUAAGUAUGGGGAACCUUCAGCUUUUUUCCCAAUGUGAAAAGGGUGCAAGGCUCUUUUACCAACCUAUACUUUUGCAGUUACUUAGCACAACUCUGUUAUGUUAAAUUUGUUUAGAAUUGAAAUAUCAAUUUAAAUUAAAUGCGCUGUACACUCGGUCUGAAAAUGCAGAUGUACACAUGGCACAUCUCUUGUAUAUUAAGUCUGUGAAGCAGUAAGGUGCAAAAAGAAAAAAGAAACACCUAGAGUAGAACUUUAAAGCACAGUAUUUUUCUAUAACAUGCUUCUCAUAGCCCACAUUGUUUUGUUGCACUUAGUUUAUGUCUUUGAAAACUGGGAAUAAUUAAAUGUAAAAUGAGUGGUGGAAAAUACAGCUCUGAAUGAAUGAUAAGUGAUUUCUUCCUAUAUUGCAGUGGGAAAUCAUGGCUAUGACAACCGCCUACCCAGCAUGCAUCCCUUCCUGGCUGCCCGCGGACCAGCAUUUCAGAAGAAUUACAAAAUUUCCACCAUAAACAUGGUGGAUAUCUACCCUAUGAUGUGUCACAUCCUUGGAUUAAAGGAAAUGCCCAACAAUGGCACGCUGUCCAACACCAAGUGUCUGCUGGUUGAUCAGUGGUGCAUACAUGUCCCAGAAGCCAUUGGGAUUGUGCUGGGAUCUUUAAUGGUUCUCACCACACUGACAUGUAUCAUAAUAAUGCUGAGAAAGAAGAUUUCUUCCCCGCGUCAGUUUACAAGGCUUGAGUUCCAGGAUGACGAUGAUCCUUUAAUUGGGUGAAUGAGGGUGUUCUAGUGCAGGCGCCUCAAGUGGAACCCCCCGCCAGCUUGUUUAAAACUACAACUCCCAUGAUGCUUUGCCAGACCUAGGGAAUUUCCCUUUAUCACUUAUGGCUGUCAAAGCAUUAUUUGUAGUUCUUCAACAACUGGUGGAUCACCUUUUCCCUGGUUUUAGAGUUUCGGCAAAGCACAACAGAGUACUUUAAACCAAAGAUUCCCUGCUAGUAAUGUGGAAAUAUUUUCUGAAGCAGUUUUGUAUGUCUGAGGUUUGAUUGUUUCUGUGUGUGUGUGUGUGUGUGUUUGUGUUUGGGGGAGGGUUAGUUUAAUACACCAGCUAUGUUGAACUAUAAUGCAUGUUAUUCUGGUCUGUUGGUCUGCUGCCUCUGUAGUCAAGAUAUAUUUUUAUAUUUCUUACAGGUAUUUCCCUCUUUGAGAAGUAUGUGUUUAAAUAUGACCUUUUUUCCUACUGUAUACUUAAAGGGACACUCCAGACACCCAGACGACUUCUGCCGAUUGGAGUGGUCUGGGUGCCAACUCCCACCACCCUUAACCCUGCAAGUGUAAUUAUUGCAGUUUUUAUAAUUUGGGUGGAGCCUGACCUAGCGCCAAGGGACAUCGGCGCUGGAUUCGGGUAAGUCACUGAAGGGGUUUUAACCCCUUCACCAACAUGGGAUGGAAGCGGGAGGGAGAGGGCGCUAGGUCAGGCUCCACCCAAAUUCCAUUGCAGGGUCCUGCAGUGCCCAGAAAACGGAUUUGUUUUCCUGGCACUGGCUAGGUCAGGCUCCACCCAAAUUCCAUUGCAGGGUCCUGCAGUGCCCAGAAAACGGAUUUGUUUUCCUGGCACUGGAGAGUCCCUUUAAUAGGAGAAUUUAUUAUUAAAAGUGAGCAAAAGCAGCUCUUCUAUUGGCUGCGACAGAAACUUACAAACCAUGGACAAGCUUUAAACCUGCCUGCAGCCAGUAAGCUUAGCUACUUACCGACUGUAGGUAUGUGCUGGUUCUCACACCACUGCCUUAAAUAUUAAAUAAUGGGCUUUUCUAAGAAGCCUUCCCCAGAUGUGUGCAGAAACUGUUUUGUUCACUAAAAUUGUAUAUUAAAAAAAAAUGUGUUUUAAAAUAUUUUUAAGCCUAAAAUCCACUUUGAAUCAUACUUGACCUCAUUAAUAAUUAAUAAGAGGAAACAGUUGUGUAGAUGAUACAAAUUGCACUGUUUUAUUCUUCCAUUGUAUAUUUAACUGAUUCAGACUGUGGUGUUGGCAAUUUGCACUGUUACAGCAGUAACUCUUCUCCUUAAUGUAAAUGUUUCAGGGUAAUGUCCAUUUACGGAUUUGGGUGGGUAGCCAUUUCUGAAUUGCUGAUAUUUUUUUUGUUUUUAAAACGUGUACAUGAAAAAGAUUAAAUUGAUUAGUAUUUUUUGUUAGUGUGAAUUAUUUUAUUAUGUAUGUACUUUUAUUCUUUAUUUUUCAUUGUGUUUACAGCAUUUGUAGGAAUGUUGGUAAUUGAUAAGUCGGUUUGUCAAAAAUAAGAUCGAUGACAAAUGACGAGCAGUACAGACCACUCGCAUAUAUUUAUAGCUUUAUAAGGAAAACACCCCUCUGCUCUAGGCAUUUUUAAACGGAGUGUGAUUAUCUUCAUUAGUAGGAAAUCCUCUUCCUUUGAAGGUUAACCUAGUAAAGAAGAUAUUUGAUUCAUCUUGGUCUCUAAUAGUAGUAAUACAUGUAUUCUCUAUUUACUAGAACGUGAUGAGAGUACCCAAUAACGUUAUAUAAAGUAUGUAUGUAGAUAGAUAUAGCAAGUUCAUUAACUCCAUAAAUCUCACAAUCGCUUUCGAUAUGACAUGUCCAGGGCUGGCUCAGAUUGAUGGGAGUCACAUUCUGUUUUACAAAAAUCUUUGAGCAGUGCUCCCCACAUUCUCUUGAGUCUGAGGUCGCGCUCGCCCCUGCCAUACCAUCAGCAUGUUCUCACACCCCCAUUACAGCAAUAUAUCAGUAGCAUUCAUUGUGGUGACGAAAAUGUCACAAUCUGAAUAUCUGACACAUAAUCUGUGCAAUACAGCGAAAAAGUCAUUAUGAAAUAAGCUGUCGUUUGACAUUUUAGCAUACAUGUACAUAGACCAGGGGUGGGUAAUCUCUGACCCUCCAGAUGUUAUGGACUGCAUCUCCCUUGACGCUUUGCUAGCAUUAUGGCCCUAAGAGAAUUAUGUGAGAUGUAGUCCAAAACAUCUGGAGGGCCGAAGAUUGCCCACCGCUGACAUGAAGACGAAAUUAAGAAAUGUACUAUAGUAAAUACACUGGGCAUGCAGCCAGCACACUUACACUAAAGUAACAGACGUGGGAUCUCAUGCUUAGAGCUUCGGGAUGCUCCAUGCUAUGCUAGUACUAACAAAGCUGGGCUGGCAAUUUAGCUAUUCUUUGGUUUUACGUCUGUAGGUUGGAGGACUUGAUAUCCUGCAUCUAUUGUUUUAAUGCGAGAUGCUGGCUUUGUGUCCAGUGAAGUUGAAAUAUAUCAUUUUUUUUAUUUAAUGAAGCAGUGAAUGUAAACGAAAGCGAUAUGGUUUGCUGGUAUUCCCAGCUCAAAUUAUUCCCAAAUGGAAGGUUAAUUAUUAAGACGCAAACCUCACUGGGCUUUGUGAGCGCUUCUUCACAAUUUGUUGUUGCUUAAUCCUUGUUAAUUGUUUUUGGAUUUAGUUUUUUUUUUUUUCUCUUUUUCGAAAUAACCUGUCUGUACGUGGUUUAGACCCACUUCCUGAGUGCAGCAGUACUGGAGGAAGUGUUACAAUCUACUGCUAAAUACAAUACUAUGCAUUAGUGUACAGGCACCCAUAACAAGCUUUGUUGAUAUUCUAUAAAAAAAAAUAAAAAAACAACUCUAUGUAUUUAAAUGCACUAUUUAAUUGCUAAUUUAAACUGACUGAUAGAAAUACAACUGUAAAUAUGAAGUUUAAUUGUUUGGGCACCGUGUCACUGCUUAGCUACAUUGACUUAAGCUGAAAAAGCUGCAUGUAGCAAGGUAACAGUCUGUCUGUUCUUGUUUUAGGAAUCUCCCUGACUUUCCUGUUCUAGAAUAAUUCUAGUUCAGAAAUAUUUGUUGGUUGUCUCGCGUGCCCUGUGCCUGAGAUCAACCAUAAGAUCAGCUGAUCCUGGAGAGCCAACAGAAGCUCCUUGUGGAUCCCAGAUUAGUUGUUGAACUGUUAGCAAACGGUUUAAAUACUUGCAUGAGCGGAUGUGAGGGCACUCCUGGCACCAUAACCACUACAAGUGCUGGAACUGUCUCCCCUUAACUAAUGAUCUAAGAAACAAAUUUUACACAAUUAGAUUCUUAGACCUUUUAAAGAAAUCACUAGUGGAUCAACUCAAAUUAUGCCCAAAUUUUAGCACAUGCAACAUUUCUUUUUAUUUUUUUAAAUAAUUUUUUUUAAUAUUCUUCAAAGUCCACAAAUAACUAUGAAUUCUAAUUUAUAGAAAUAUGUUGCAUUUACAUUUAUUCACUGCAGAGAUUGUGCAGCUCUGUAACUCUUUAUCAUCAGGCAUCAUUUGCUUCCGUAAACUUGCCACUGUCACUGUUUCCUCUACCUGUGAUGGUGUAUGGCCACUAGUAAGCUUACAAGCCCAAGGUUAAAUAUCAGCUCAGCCAACAGUGAAACGCAAGUGGAAAUUAAAUACAAAUAUAUAGAUUUUUACACUAUGAAUCAGAGUAAAUUGUACCUUCAUAAGACACGGGUUACUCCAACACUUUUUGGCUUUUUUUUGUUUUCAAAUAAUGCCCUAUUGGGUAUUAUUCGUUAGUAAUUGUACCCUCCUCCUCCAAACAUUAACCCCUUAAGGACCAAACUUCUGGAAUAAAAAGGAAUCAUGACAUGUCACACACGUCAUGUGUCCUUAAGAGGUUAAAAUAAGUAAUAGAAUAUGUUUCUACUUCCUUUGAAUCCAGAGCCAGGGGAAACUCCUGGUGCUGCUCAGCGCUCCCCCAUUUGACUUCAUGGGAGCUGAGCAGAGGUCCAUUCAAAUUGAUUGGACCAUAUAACCGUCUCAGAGCGCAUGCACAUGCUCUGAGCCUGCAAUGGGAGAAGGAAAAAAAUAGCGGAGGGUAUAGGGAAGGCUGCAGUUAAUUGGGGAGGGAUGGAGGUGACAAAUGUUAUUGACGUUUGGCAGGUUAUCUUAAGUCAAAUGUUCCGAGGGUGUAACAACCCCCUGGCACACUAUUGCAAAUAUAUCUAAACGUGCAGCAUUUUAACCAGAAGUGGUCAUGGUGGUUGGAUUAACCAUUUAAUGGACAGAAUAGCUGUGUGUGCAUAGAUAUUUUAGACAUGAUGAAGGGAGCAGCUUAAAAGCUUGUCAUUCUGAAAUACUUUUAUUUCAUUAAACAAGGUAUCACAAGAUACUGAAGCACUCCGUUCUAAUAGAUGGUUCUUUACGGUUGCCUUUUAUGCCAAACUUUCUGCUUUGUUAAAAAUGAAAACCAGAGGUUACUUUCUUAAAUGUUUUAAUUUAAGAGCAUCCUUAAUGGAAACAGAAGAAAAUAAUUAUUAUAUAUAAAAUACUGUGUGUACAUAUAUUUGUACGAAAAUGAUCCUAGAAUACACCUAGAAUUUAAUAUAUAAAUUGCUUUCAAAUUCAAUAUUUUUCUAACCUAGUCUUUAUGGUACUAAUGUUAUUUUAUUGUUUUAAUAAAAAUGGAUAAACU